GUUUUUACAAUGACUUCCAUUCGGCGUUGUUUGCACAAAUGACAAUGGGAUCUUGGAAUUAUUCCAGACAAGGCCGUAGGGCAUAUUAAGGUAUUUCGAAUAACGUGAUUGACACGUUUCAAUCACGCGAUCGAAUAUUCUGUGUUACUUUAUUACCAGAUAGCGAGUAUCAGACAGUCGGUGUAUCUAUCAUGGCUGGUAACCUAUAUAAAAUCGUAACUUCUCAGAGUUUUCCUAUUGUGUUAAUAACGUUUAUUAGGGCAUGUGGUCAUGUAGGAAUUAUUAAGACGAUGGGUAUCUACUUGGAAGAUAUCAACCUGAGUCUAAAAACGACACCAACUGAUAUUGGACUCGCUCUUGGUCUUCUCAAUGCCUUCAGCGACUUUCCAGCUCCAGUAAUUGCCGCCCUCUUUCGUCGUCGUUCAAUCCGCCGUUUCCUGCUUAUAUCCGGGGCGUGUCUAUCUCCAUUGGGAGUGGCGUUGACUUCCAUAGCAACCACCAACGGUCAAGUGGCAACAUUUCUUUCAAUUACAGGUUUUGGAAACUGCGUCGUAAUGGUUUGUACUAUUAUGACAUUACAUCGUGUUGCUUCGAGCAACUACAAUCUACUGUUUAGCCUUGGUAUGACUGGAUAUGGGACCGGUAUGGUUAUGAUACCACUUUUUGCUGAAUUGCUACGUAAUAUCUUUGGCUGGAGAGGUGGUUUGCUUAUCAUUAGUGGCUUGAUGACACACCUGAUUCCAUGUGCUGUUGGUAUUAUGCUGGAAUCAGAUGAUAAUACGGAACGUGGCUAUCAGGGACUUCCAAACAGCCCCACUAGUAUAGAAGACCUAGUGGAAGAAGAAAUAGCAGAAGAAGAAAUAGUAGAAGAAAUAGUACAGGAGGAAGAAGAAAGUACAAACCUGGCAAGCCAUGGGCGCUGCUGUUGUAAUACAGAAGGAAACAACUGCGAGCCUCGAUAUCUUGAAACUUUCGCUAGGAUCGUCAGCAGUAUUCACCAGUCAGAUUUUUACAUGGACCCUCUGUUGAAUGUGAUAAUAAUUCUCAAUUUGACUUUCUAUGUGCUCCAUAGUGGCUGGCAUUCCUUUCUUGUACCACAUGCUCUGCAGAGAGGAAUCUCCAUCCGAGACACCCUGAUCAUGACAUUUACAGCAGCAAUAGGGAAUACCUUCAGCAGGGUUGCUGUAGGUGUCCUAACCAACAACCGUUUCCAUCCGGUCACAAUAUUUCUCUUCGCUACAUUGCUGGAUAUAGUUGCUCUCCUCUGCGAUGUUUAUGUCAACAACUACUACCUUAUCUUAGUGACGUCAUGUGUCUCCGCAAUGUCGAUCGGAGGAAGUGCAGUUUUGGGAGCGCUGAUCUUGAGGGACAGAGCGUCUCCAGAGAAAUUUCACAUCGCCUACUCAGUCGACAAAUUCUUCCAAGGUUGUGGGAUGUUUCUAGGUGGUUACUUAGGAGGUUGGACUGCCGAUCACUUUUCAUCCUUUGAUGCUACGUUCAAGCUCUUAACUCUCAUCGAUAUCUUCAUUCUCGUCCUCAUCGCAGUAAUCACAUGCAAGCCAAAACCUAACACCACCUAAUUAUUCAAAAGGAACCAUUUCUAUUUUUUUUUUUGAUGUCAAGGAAGUAGACACCAUGUCCACUCCAUUUAAAACUACGUAAGCUACAGUCUUUUCAAUCGACCCCUCUUUUGUUUCGCCUGGACUUAAUAAUUGGCGCAUUCCUCUUUUCAACUCGUUUGUUGUCUGUAUGAGAGAUGAGAGAUGUUAUCAAAACCUUCUCACAGGCAAUUAUUCAUCUUCGUAACAAGGGCCUGCGCUACAAUGUUAUGUUUGUUUGUCUUAUAGAGAACCUUGCGUCACGGUCGCGCACAUGCUCACAUGCGUCUCAAUCAACCAUUCAGGAGCGAAGGCGGAACAGGCAGAGAGCAAAGGAGGCUGUUAUUUUUUUGAAUGGAUAAAUGCAAAUGACAGGUAUUGCAUUUCUCGUGUGUGUGUGUGUGUCUUAUUCAACGGACGAAAUGUUAUUUACUUCAGGAGAUGCAGGAAUUAUGGUUUAAUGCCUGAAGCAAGCCAGCUGCCGGUAGGUCGAUUGUGACUUCACUUCGUAGCCCUGCGUUUACCUCAAGCAGUCAAUAUUUUUAAUAUUAGUUACAAACGACAUUUAUUGUCAAUACAGCAACCCGUUUGUUUUGACAAAUAAACUUAGUUGUACGUUCCCUUCUUCUCUUCUCUCCUGUCCUAUCUUAUGGCAUUUGUAUUUUUAUGAUUAUGCAUAAUAUAGGCCCUAUUAUGUUUCAUGUAUUAUGUAGUAUGUUUAUGAAUGUUAUUUGGGCCUUCCGAACACGUCUUAUGAGCAUGUUUUUGGUCCACCACUAUUUUAACACAUACGUUGCUUUGAAUAGGCAUAUAUUCUAUUUUGUGGAAAUAAAUGAAAUUAAAAACAUGAAAUAUACGAGCUGUUGCCCCACAUGUUAUGCAAUAUAAAAUGCAUAAAUUUCAAUUUUGUAAUUGUUGACUAAUUAGAAUCUUUUCUUCUGGGAGAAAAGGGAUAUCCUAAAAUAAACCCAUUUGCAAAAUUUCUGAGAAAAUGAUACUUCAGAUAUGGCGAAGCUGCUGGCAUAUUACGUCACAAAAAUUAAUUCUGCUUAUUUUUUUUCAAAUCUUUGAAUGGUGUAUUGUCCUCAAACCUUCACCAAUAUAUUUUAUUAUCAUCAUCGGAGACAAAUACGUUUUACGUCUUGAAAUUUUCUGUUCUGUAUCAAGCAUUAUCUGUGUAUUUAGUUAACAAUUGUGGACUAAAUUAUGUGAGUUGAAGGUAUUUAUGAUUGUAAUUGUUUAUUCUACGAAGAAAUAUAUAACAAAUUGCAUAAUUAUUUCAAUUAACAACUUACGCUUAUUGUUUUCUGCAAUCAGCAUUGCCGUUAAAAGGGAACAAUGGCAUGAUCGCUUAAAACAUGAAGGUGACAUGGAUUUCAAAUGUUUUCAUUGUUUUAUUGAAGCAAUACUUUGCACAUCACCAUGAAUAUGUAAUGGAUGUGGUUUACUGUUGUAUCUACAAAUUACUUUUUGCAAUAAAAUAGGAUUAAAAGAAAACAAGAUUGAAUAAUACAAGGUAACACUGAAUUAUCCUUUUUUUAUACACAAAAUAAAGAGGAUUUCCGUGAAGAUUAUGAAAACCUCUGUAAUUCGAUCGAACAAGAGGGUGAGAAAACGAUAUUUAGAACGGUAACGGUUAAAAAAAACCCGUGUAUAGGUUCAGUGAUUAUUUCAACUGCCAAAUUGUGCUAUUUGCAUUGUCCGCUUGUAUCACACAAGUAAUAUUUAUUUCAAAAGAAUCCCAUUUUUUAUUAUUCAUGUCCAUUCAUACGCACCAUUGUACAUGGCAAACUCUGGCUUUCGGGGUUUAUAAGAUUGUUGUAAAGGAUUUUUUUGUCUAUUUUUAUUUUGAAUACGUUUGGUAUGUAUUUAUGGUAGGACACUGGCUACGUGCACCGACCACGCAGUGCCAUCGUGCGUUUAACACGCUAUAUUAACAUGGCCCAGUUCAAGAUCUAGUUGGUGUUUUUUUCUGCUAUUAACUUUUUUCAAAGGAUUGUUGGUUAAUCAUGCUUUAUCAAUUAAAGCAAUGAUAUUCAUUCCUCACACAGAAACGGGAUAUAUCAGAGAGAUAUAUCAAACAUAUAAUGUGCUAUACACGACAGUGAUAUCACACAUUCUUCAGGUUAAUUUGUUGUGUUACUUAUCGAUCAAAAGGUUUUUGAACUUGCAGUGUCUCUGAAAAAAUGGCUGGUAACUUUUACGCGAUGGUAACUUCUGAAAGUUUUAUAAUAGUGUUAGUAACAUUUUUAAGAACCUGUGGCCAUGUGGGAAUUAUCAAGACAAUAGGUAUCUACUUGGAAGACAUCAACCGGAGUCUUAGAACGACACCAACCGAUAUAGGAAUUGCUCUUGGUCUUUUUAGUGCAUUCAGCAGUUUUCCAG
Molecule: messenger RNA, 3983 nt
Organism: Lytechinus pictus (painted urchin)
Lineage: Eukaryota; Metazoa; Echinodermata; Echinoidea; Temnopleuroida; Toxopneustidae
Product: monocarboxylate transporter 13-like
Exons: 5
Coding region: 192-1580 (462 amino acids)
Biological process (GO): transmembrane transport
Cellular component (GO): membrane
Molecular function (GO): monocarboxylic acid transmembrane transporter activity
Source: RefSeq, a predicted model, not a curated record